Messenger RNA from Cebus imitator (Panamanian white-faced capuchin), 693 nucleotides. Its product is annotated as serine palmitoyltransferase 1-like. The record is from RefSeq and is a predicted model, not a curated record. NCBI's taxonomy places the organism in Eukaryota, Metazoa, Chordata, Mammalia, Primates, Cebidae. The transcript is spliced from 4 exons. Bases 310 to 678 code for a protein of 122 amino acids.
AGUAAACGUAUUGCAGUCAUUUUAACACUCUGCACCCAACUGAUAGCCAAGGGCAAGGGUCUACUCUCUCCAUCCCGAAUCCAGCAGGGGGCGUAAUGGACGUAAGGUAAACAAUUCCUGGGGAAACUUUCCUGCUUCCCACCCGACCCCGCCCAGCCUCCCGUCAACCAGUGCGCAAGUGCGAGGAGGCGGUGCCCAGCGCUCCGCCGCCCCGCCCUCCGCAGAGGCGAAGACGUCACUGAGCAGCGACGCGCACUUUUAGGACGCGUUUGUGACCCGCCUUCCGGAAGGAAUCCCCAGCGGCUAACUAUGGCGACCGCCACGGAGCAAUGGGUGCUGGUGGAGAUGGUACAGGCGCUCUACGAGGCUCCUGCUUACCAUCUUAUUUUGGAAGGGAUUCUAAUACUCUGGAUAAUCAGACUUCUUUUCUCUAAGACUUACAAAUUACAAGAACGAUCUGAUCUUACAGUCAAGGAAAAGGAAGAACUGAUUGAAGAGUGGCAACCAGAACCUCUUGUUCCUCCUGUCCCGAAAGACCAUCCCGCCCUUAACUACAACAUCGUUUCAGGCCCUCCAAGCCACAAAAUUGUGGUGAAUGGAAAAGAAUGUAUAAACUUUGCCUCAUUUAAUUUUCUUGGAUUGUUGGAUAAUCCUAGGGUUAAGGUGAGUAGCACAUAAUGCUGAAGUGGACAG